Messenger RNA from Athalia rosae (coleseed sawfly), 1532 nucleotides. RefSeq names its product rRNA 2'-O-methyltransferase fibrillarin (gene Fib). The transcript has 5 exons. Gene Ontology annotation, molecular function: rRNA methyltransferase activity; RNA binding; histone H2AQ104 methyltransferase activity. The record is from RefSeq and is a predicted model, not a curated record. Gene Ontology annotation, biological process: box C/D sno(s)RNA 3'-end processing; rRNA methylation. NCBI's taxonomy places the organism in Eukaryota, Metazoa, Arthropoda, Insecta, Hymenoptera, Athaliidae. Gene Ontology annotation, cellular component: box C/D methylation guide snoRNP complex; nucleolus; Cajal body. The coding region runs from base 146 to 1117 and encodes 323 amino acids.
AGUCAGUAAUCGAGGCUCGUUUCUGUGUCUAGGGCCCGGUUUCCGCCCCAGCAAGCGUUCCAGCGCACGUGUACUGUGAUGAGUAUUUCAGUGCCGCGUUUACCGAAAUAUAAUAAUUGUUAAAUAUUUGGAAAAGUAAACCGACAUGGGUAAACCAGGAUUUUCCCCCGGUGGAGGUGGCGGAGGUGGGUUCCGAGGAGGUGGUAGAGGUGGCGGAGGUCGAGGAGGCCGUGGAGGUUUCGGUGACAGAGGUGGAGGCGGUCGUGGAGGUUUUGGAGGACGUGGAGGUAGCCGAGGAGGCUUUGGCGGUGGCCGUGGUGGAGGUGGAGGAACUCCAAGAGGACGUGGUGGUGGCCGUGGAGGAGGUAGAGGACGAGGAGGGGGAGGCUUCAAGGGUGGAAAAACUGUUGUGAUUGAACCUCAUCGUCACGAGGGAGUGUUUAUUGCAAGGGGAAAAGAAGACGCGCUAGUUACAUUAAACCUUGUCCCAGGAUCAGAAGUAUAUGGAGAGAAAAGGAUCAGUGUUGAGGGUGACAAUGCUGAAAAAGUGGAAUACAGAGUGUGGAAUCCAUUCAGAUCGAAAUUAGCAGCUGCCAUUCUCGGCGGAGUUGACCAAAUCCAUAUGCCACCCGGUAGUAAGGUGUUGUACCUAGGAGCUGCAUCUGGAACAACGGUAUCGCACGUAGCAGAUGUUGUUGGACCGGAAGGGCUCGUGUACGCGGUAGAAUUUUCACACAGGUCUGGUCGAGACCUGAUAAACGUUGCGAAGAAACGGACCAACAUUAUUCCAAUAAUUGAAGACGCCAGGCACCCUCAUAAGUACAGAAUGUUAGUUGGUAUGGUGGAUACCAUCUUCGCAGAUGUUGCUCAGCCAGAUCAGGCUCGAAUCGUUGCUCUCAAUGCUCAGUACUUCCUGAAAAACGGCGGCCAUUUCGUUAUAUCUAUCAAGGCAAGUUGCAUAGAUUCUACCGCACAACCGGAAGCAGUAUUUGCAUCUGAGGUCAAAAAGCUAGUAUCAGACAAACUCAAACCUCAAGAACAAAUAACGUUAGAACCUUACGAGAGGGAUCACGCUGUGGUAGUUGGAGUGUUUAGACCGCCAGCAAAGAAAGCCUAAAUAAGUGUUAUUUUACUUGAGAAAUACAUCCUCAGACUUUGACUCCGGAACCAUGUUUCUUCCUCACAUGCCAGUGGUCGGUGACUACUGCCCUGCGAUCCAAAAGACUGUAACACAAUUUUGAAUCUGCUAAAAGUAACGCAAUCAAUAACCGACUUAUAUUCAAAUUCAGAUUGUGGGCAGCAACCUUAUUGUAUAUUCCAUAAAAAAUAAAUUGAUGACGCAUUAUCAGUACAAGUCGCAGGAAAGAGAGUGUUCAGACAUUGAGCAAGUGAUGCUCUAACGAGCAUAGAUUUAAGGCACGCUUGUAUCGGUGUAGAUUAUUUUUAUUAAGAGAUAAAAAUCCUAAUUAUAUUUUCAAGCUGUAAAUAAUGAUUGAUUUUUUUUCAUCAAAUAAAGCUUGAGAAAUUACGAA